AUGACUUUGUGCCUCAACUUGCUGCCUUUACUAGCAGUCCUCCAAGGUGUCCGAUCUGAGGUCCAGUUAUUGGAGUCCGGAGGGGAUGUGAGAAGACCUGGGGAGUCCCUCCGUCUCUCCUGCCAAGCCUCUGGAUUAACCUUCAGCAGUUACUGGAUGACCUGGCUAAGUCAGGCUCCUGGGAAAGGACUGGAAUGGGUAGCCCGCAUAAGUAGAGGAUCAUCUAAUACUUACUACUCAGACAAAGUCAAGGGACGCUUCACCGUCUCCAGGGAUGAUUCCCGCAGCCAGUUGUAUCUGCAAAUGAGCAAUCUGAAACCGGAGGACACAUCUGUCUAUUAUUGUGUGAGAGACACAUUGAGAGGAAGUGAUACUGAAACCAGACAAAAACUUCCUCGAUCUUUGAAUAUUGAGGAAACAUCUGGACCUAAAGAAUCUCCUCAGAGAAUUAGGAAGAUUGUGUCCUCUCCUCAAUUUGGACACCAGGGGGGAGCAAAAAUGUGGCUAAAUCUUCUGUCCAUAUUUGUAGUCCUCAAAGGAAUCCAAUCUCAAGUCCAGUUGGAGGAGUCUGGAGGGGAUGUGAGAAGACCUGGAGAAUCCCUCCGUCUCUCCUGCCAAGCCUCUGGAUUCACCUUCAGCAGCUAUUGGAUGCAAUGGGUGAGACAGGCUCCAGGGAAAGGACUGGAAUGGGUGGCAUCCAUAAGCUCUGGUUCCAGUACUAUUUACUACUCAGACAAAGUAAAGGGCCGCUUCACCAUCUCCAGGGACAAUGGCAAAAGCCAGCUGUAUCUGCAAAUGAACAGCCUCAAAACCGAAGACACAGGAGUCUAUUACUGUGCAAGAGACACAGUGAGAGGAAGUGAAUCUGAAGCCAGGCAAGAACCUUCCUUUCCUUAG
Molecule: messenger RNA, 897 nt
Organism: Thamnophis elegans (Western terrestrial garter snake)
Lineage: Eukaryota; Metazoa; Chordata; Lepidosauria; Squamata; Natricidae
Exons: 5
Coding region: 1-897 (298 amino acids)
Biological process (GO): defense response to bacterium; positive regulation of B cell activation; phagocytosis, engulfment
Cellular component (GO): blood microparticle; external side of plasma membrane; immunoglobulin complex, circulating
Molecular function (GO): immunoglobulin receptor binding; antigen binding
Source: RefSeq, a predicted model, not a curated record